Messenger RNA from Acanthocheilonema viteae, 2775 nucleotides. Lineage: Eukaryota; Metazoa; Nematoda; Chromadorea; Rhabditida; Onchocercidae. The record is from the annotation of a GenBank genome assembly.
AUGGCGCCGCCAAUAAUACAUGGAGAACCGAAAAUUGUACAAGACACUAAAACAAACACUGUUCGUUUACAAGUGGUCGUAUCCGGUAUUUUACCCGAGAAGACAAAGUGGCUUUUGGGUGAAAAAGAAAUUGAGCCAACCGAAACAUACGUUUUUUCACAGCAUGAUGAAGGUGGCAAGAGAACUUUGUUAAAAUGUGAAAUUAAGAAUUUCGAUAAGGAACUUGCGGGCUCAUACAAGGUGAAAUUCUACAGCAACGAUGGUGAAAAUAGUGCUACGUUUACUGUAAGAGCCGGAAAUGCACCAGAAUUUCACGAUAAGCCCCAUAUAGUACAGCGUGACGGCGGUAAUAUUAUUGUGAUUAAGGUCCGAGCAAAAUCACAUCUGGAAAUGACAGCUGAAUGGUUCAAGGAUGAUAAGCCAUUGAAAGCGACCGAUCGAAUAAAAAUGGUGGCAAAAAAAGAUGACAAAGACAAAGAGGGCUUUCAGUUCUUACUGGAAAUACACGGUCCAGUAAAGGAAGAUCAGGCCAAGUGUCAACUGGCCAUACUGUUAUUCUUAUCACCGAAGCGUAUGCAUCAUCGCAGUAGUAAUGAUACUUCAAAGUUCGAUUUUCAAGAAAUAAUGUCUCCAGUUGUUUACUCUUUUUUCCCACCAUUGAUGUUACAUGUUCUCAGAAGUGUGUCACACCCUUCCCUGGCAAGUAAGAAGAUGUCGAAGAUAUCUCUUCCUGGCAGGAGCAGUAGACUGCAGUGCAAAUCAAAAUUGGUUGUGAAGGAAUGCAGGAAGGAGAUGGACUUUAGCACGAGUGACAGGAAUCAUACUUGUUCGGGGCAAGAAAAUUCGAAGUCUAAAGAAGAUGCUGCUAAAUCGUUUAAAGAAAGGAAGAGGCGGAAACGUAAAAUCAGCGUUAGUUCGGAUGAUAGUGCUGAUUCGAAUGUUUCGGAGGAUGAAUGGGAAGAAGUUGAUUGUGUUGACCAGGAACAUGAUGGUACGGUCGAAGUUACAAUUAGAGCUGCGAAACCUGUCGAAACAGAAGAAAGCAAAUGGGCGAGAUUUAUUAGACAGCAAGUCAAUCGUAAAAUUCGUGAUCGGCAAAUUAAUUGUCAUAAGAUUCAUCUUCUCUGUUACAUUGCACAUUUACGCAUGUGGACGCGCGCCUUAAUACGACAUGAGGCAUUAACAUCGCUGUGCCUGUCACUGAUACCGGAAGGUUAUAUAACUGCAGCGAAACAUGAAUUCGAUGUGGCAGUAGCCGAGAGAUUUAUGAAAUGGUUCCGAUCAACCUUCCAACUUAUUAAGGGGAAACACAUCUCGAAAAAUGGCUUUUGCGAUUUUCAAAUGAAAAGAUUAGAAGAUUUAAUUGGCGAACGUGGCUACGAAGAUGAUAAAGACUUGGCAUCGCUACUUUUCUUGUGUCUCUUGUCGUUGAAGCAAUGCUGCCGAUUGUGUCUUUCAUGUCAGCCUAUAAGACAGAAACUGACAAUGAAUAUGUUACGCUCUGAGCAUACUGAGAUCUUCGUUAAAGCGAAUAUCGAUAACGACGACAAUUCAGUGGUAUGGGAAAAGAAACUAUAUGAAGUAACGAAGAAGGUGGAAAUGAAAAUAGAUGCUUGCAGCGAAGAUAACAACAUAAAAAAGUGCGAGGAGACGAAAAAGCCAAAUAUAAAGAAAUUGAAAGGAAGCGGCAUGGACCCGUGGUGUGGAACUGUCGAUAUGCCUGAGAGCUUGGAAGUUAAUGCCACUGUACCUAUGCAUUAUGUUAUUAGCAUUGAUAAUAAUAUGGGUAUGCGCGACGUAACAGCACGAUAUGCUUCAAAAUUUCUAUCAGCUGAAACACGACGACUUCGAGUUGAUUCUUCAUGGUGGACUGAUACAUUAAAAAUAUAUCGGAGCAAGAAUCGGAAACGUGAACGCAUUGAAGAUGUUGCAAUGCAUAACGAACUCCUCUCAAAACCAAAACCAGCAACGGUUGCCGAAUACAAGAAUCAUCCACUAUAUGUACUGAAGAAAGAUAUUCUGAAAUAUGAAGCAAUUUAUCCGGAAGAUCAGGCUCCUAUUGGACAAAUUCGAGGUUUUGAUAUUUAUCCGCGAAGUUCUGUGUUUCACCUUGACGGUGCAUUGAAUUGGAUGAAACAUGCACGUAUGGUUAAGGCCGGUGAAAAGCCGUAUAAAAUCGUUAAGGGGAGAACGAAUCGUCGCAUAGUAUCGGAACUAAAAGAAUCACGAUCCUUGGAACUAUACGGAUACUGGCAGACUGAACCAUAUGUACCACCUAAGGAACGUAUACCACGAAAUGAGUUUGGUAAUUUAUAUGUUUACAAAAGCAGUAUGAUACCAGAAGGUUGUGUUCAUCUACGGCUAAAUGGACUUCCCGCUAUUUCUCGGCAGCUCGAUAUUGAUUGCGUGCCUGCAGUGAUCGGAUGGGAAUUUCAUAAAGGGGGGAAUCACCCUAUUCUAGACGGUUGCAUCGUUUUGAAACAACAUGAAGAAUUGCUGCGUGAGGCAUGGAAAGAAAUUCACGAAAAAAAGCAACUUGCUAUUGAGAAGAGACGAAAGGAGAGAGCUUUGAAAAAUUGGAGACGUUUGAUAAAGGGAAUGCUAACAUUGAAGAAAGUUCGAGCUAAAUUUCUGGUCACAGAUUGUCGGAGCAUGUGCGUUGAUGAAAAAUUAGAAAACAGAGAAAGUGAAACGCUUGCUACGGAUGACAUUGCUCUAUCUUGGCCGCGAACAAUUUUCGAUUUACCUGGCGAUAAUGGUUCUAGUUAUCACUGA